AUGCCCCGUUUAGGCCACAAGAAGUCCAGGAACGGUUGCCGGCAGUGCAAGGCAAGACACGUUAAGUGUGACGAGCAGAAGCCGUGCUCGAGCUGUGCCCGUCAUGGUGUCCAGUGCAGCCUAAUCACGUGGGAUCCCAAUUCUCCAGCGCCACCCCUCAUAAAGCAAGAACCAAGCAAUGGAACUACCCGGCGUCGAGCGUCAAAAACAAUAUCAAGAAAGAAUUCCCAAGUUCCGACCCCAAGAUCACUGCCCAUAGAGUACGUGCUGAAUCCAUCGCCGGCACCGACCGCAGGGACAUCCGAUGUCGAAUCCUCUCAUUCGAGUCACGAUCCUUUUCCGUACCUGACUAAAUUUCUUAAUGGAUCCGAGUCCACCCAGCCAAACUACUGGGUUCGCGACUUAGAGUUAAUGUGGGACCAACCCCUAAAAGCCACUGGCUCUCAAGCAUCGCUGUAUACUGAACGCUACCUCAGGCACCACUGGACCACUGAAGCAUAUACUACGUUAUCAAGUAGAGAAGAUGUCCGGCAGAUGUGGCAGAACACAGCCCCUAAGCAAGCAAUUAUCCACCAAUUUCUAAUGCACGAGCUCCUAGCCUAUUCCGCACUACACAUGGCUUACUCUUGCCCCGGUCAGCGGAAAGGAUACUAUGCCCUUGGUACACACCACCAAGACCUUGCCAUUCGAGCCAUGAGGCAGUUUCUCCCCAGCAUGACACCAGAAAACGAUGCUCCCGCACUGUUUGCUACCUCGAGCCUCGUCCUCUUGACCGUAUUGGCAGCAAACGCGUUAGACGCUUCACGCUCGAACCUACAAUCCCCCAUCGACGAUCUCCUCGACGUAUUCGCUCUAGUGCAGGGCAUGCACUUCAUCCUUUCCUCGUAUGCUCCUAUUGUCGCAAAGCACCCAAUUGGCAUCCUCGUUUCCAACCAUGGGUCUAAAGAGAUAAUGCCUCCCCUCCCCAUCCUCGACGAAUCCUGCCACCACAUUAAUGACCUUCUCACUCUAAUUCAAACAGAAGAUAUAGAGGAAGAUGUCCGAACAGAGUGCGUCAGCGCGAUAAUCACAUUCCAAGAGUUCACGCAAGUCACUGCUGGGCCGUAUCUGGACAGCCGAGAGCUAAGAAUGAUGUUCAUCUGGCCAUCCAAGCUCAGUGUGAAUUAUCUCAACAUGCUCCGCCAAAAAGAACCGGUUGCCGUUGCCAUCCUCGCGUAUUACGCUACCAUCUUAUAUGCGGCCGAGUCUGUUCACUGGUUUAUGAGUGGUUGGGCUCAGCGCAUUGUCGGCGCUAUUUCAGAGAUUGUGGAUCCCAGCUGGCUACGAGCAAUGCAGUGGCCUAUCCAGGUCGUCACUUCUACUAUUUCUACACAGCAGCAACAAGAACGCGAACGCGAACGCGAGCGAGAACGGCGAAACUCGAGUACAGUGACCUGA
Molecule: messenger RNA, 1437 nt
Organism: Lindgomyces ingoldianus
Lineage: Eukaryota; Fungi; Ascomycota; Dothideomycetes; Pleosporales; Lindgomycetaceae
Exons: 3
Coding region: 1-1437 (478 amino acids)
Biological process (GO): regulation of transcription by RNA polymerase II
Molecular function (GO): zinc ion binding; DNA-binding transcription activator activity, RNA polymerase II-specific
Source: RefSeq, a predicted model, not a curated record